This is a messenger RNA of Stereum hirsutum FP-91666 SS1, 1188 nucleotides long. RefSeq lists its product as uncharacterized. The coding region runs from base 1 to 1188 and encodes 395 amino acids. Lineage: Eukaryota; Fungi; Basidiomycota; Agaricomycetes; Russulales; Stereaceae. The record is from RefSeq and is a predicted model, not a curated record. The transcript has 3 exons.
AUGACUGCUGUUCUAUUACACUUAUUCGGUCUUGUUUAUGCGAUAUUAUGCUUCACGGCUGCCCCUUGUACUCAGGCGGAAUCUGUCAAUCGUACCAUUGACGACGAGUACGGCGAUUCCAUCGGCGGAGGCAAUGUGCAGUACACACCGUCAGAUGAGUGGGGGCAGGGAUCUACAUGUACUGGAUGUUCAGCCACGCCAGAUAAGAGGUCCGCCUUCGACGGUACAUGGCAUGACGCUACGCACGACUCUCAACGACCUACGGAUAAGACGGUCAAUAUCACUUUCCAUGGAACAGCUGUAUAUGUGUACUUCAUUCUCGAUGACAACACCGCCUCAGGGAUCACCACCGUCACGAACUUGAGCAUUACGGUGGACGGGCAGAGCGCCACACCGUUCGUGUUUACUCAGAGUGGCGCAGACGAUUAUGUUUACAAUGCGUUGGUGUAUUCCUCUCUGAAUAUGCAACUGCAAGACCACAUCGUCCUACUCUCCUCGAGGGGAGACCAAUCUCCGUCGUUAUUGUUAUUUGAUUACGCAGUCUACACGGAUGAUGUGGAAGAUCCUCAACCGAAUACGACAUUCACAUCGACUUCAUCUUCAUAUUCGCAGAGUCCCUCCAGCGUGGUCCUUCCGGCUCCGACACCACACUCCAAACGAGCACCAGUAGGCGUGAUUACCGGAGGUGUUGUCGGCGGAAUAUCGAUCAUCUUUCUGGUAGCACUAUCUAUCUUCUUGCUACGCGCUCAGCGCCGCCGCAGAAGCCGGCGAGAUCCAUACAUCCCCGAGAGGAUGCUGGUCGAUAGGUACCUCGAACCAGCGCCAAGUUCCGCGCCACUCAUGUCUUCAACUCUUCCAGCUCUAACAGUACCAUCCCAAGUCGCUGCCCUGGAGAGCAAGGUCAAGGCGUUGCAGGGAGCGGCCGGCUCGAGGGACGGAUUUCUGAGAAGAGAGGUUGCGGCGGGCCAGAGCGACACACCAUCUAGUGUUGGGAUUCAUGGACAGGGAGUUACGGCGACGUCAGGUGUUUCUGGGUCCAGAGGGAGCAGUGCAGACGACGAUAUAAGAGAGCAAGUUGCUGGGAUGCAAAUUGAGAUCGCACGGCUCCGUUCUAUGCAGCGUCAUCAGGAGGCAAGGCUUGACGGGGAGAUAGAGAUGCCACCUGAAUACAGCGAUAGCGGGCGGUAG